AUGCGCUCCUUCGCCUUCCUCGCCGCCGCGGCCAUCGUGCCCCAGGCCAUGGCUCACUACGUCUUCCCUACUCUCAUCGUCAACGGAGAGGAGACCGAGCGUUACCAGUUCGUCCGCGAGGCCAAGAACUCCAACUCCCCCGUCACCGACGUCACCUCCGAGGGCAUCGUCUGCAACAUUGGCGGCAACGACGACGACGUCUUGGCCAAGACUGAGACCAAGGCCGUCAAGGCCGGUGACGAGCUUGGCUUCGUCGUUGAGAACGACAUGGGCCACCCCGGUCCCCUCGCCGUCUACCUUUCCAAGGCCCCCUCCGGCGUCGCCUCCUACAAGGGUGACGGUGACUGGUUCAAGAUCUACGAGCUGACCACCUCCGACAUCACCGACGCCGGCCUCCAGUGGGCGACGUACAUCAACAACGCCGGCAUCCACAACUUCACCUUCACCCUCCCCAAGGAGGUCCCUACCGGCGAGUACCUGCUCCGUGCCGAGCACGUCGGUCUCCACGGUGCCGGCACCAAGGGCGGUGCCCAGUUCUAUAUUGCGUGCGCUCAGAUCUCCGUCACCGGUGCUGCCUCCGGCACCCCUGCGCCUACCGUCAAGUUCCCCGGUGUCUACACCGGCGAGGAGCCCGGUCUGUUGAUCAACAUCUACUACCCCGCCCCCAAGAACUACACCGCUCCUGGCCCCGUCACCUGGCCCAACUCCUGCGAGGACCACACUGCCAACCUCCUCGGCCAGACCACCGACGGUGACUGCACUGGCAGCGACGGCGCCACCACCCCCACCACUCCCACCACCCCCGUCACCAGCCCUGCCCCCUCCGCUGGCAUCCCCGACUACAACGGCGGCAACAGCACCACCCCCGUCUCUGAGUCCGGCGCCGAGCCCACCAACGCUGCCGAUGACGACUGCGAGAAGUCUGCUGCCCGCCGCCGUGCCCGCUCCAUGCACCGCCGUGCUCUUCGCGCUGCCCUCUAA
Messenger RNA from Colletotrichum spaethianum, 981 nucleotides. Its product is annotated as putative endo-beta-1,4-glucanase D. The transcript has a single exon. The record is from RefSeq and is a predicted model, not a curated record. Bases 1 to 981 code for a protein of 326 amino acids. Lineage: Eukaryota; Fungi; Ascomycota; Sordariomycetes; Glomerellales; Glomerellaceae.